Wickerhamiella sorbophila is the source of this 714-nucleotide messenger RNA. RefSeq lists its product as uncharacterized. The record is from RefSeq and is a predicted model, not a curated record. Gene Ontology annotation, cellular component: nucleolus. The coding region runs from base 1 to 714 and encodes 237 amino acids. The transcript has a single exon. Gene Ontology annotation, biological process: maturation of SSU-rRNA from tricistronic rRNA transcript (SSU-rRNA, 5.8S rRNA, LSU-rRNA). Lineage: Eukaryota; Fungi; Ascomycota; Dipodascomycetes; Dipodascales; Trichomonascaceae.
AUGGACCCAUUGAAAGCACUUUUCGAGAAACAAUUCGGCAAACAAUGGAGUGAGCCAGUUGUCAAAAAUGCCGAUUCCAGCUCUGAAGCAGAAUCAGAACCAGAGGCACUAGGAUCAGAGCCCGAAGAAUCAAGUGAAAGUGAAGAGGACGGACCCGUGACAGCCAAGCACACUGAAACUUCUAGCUCAAGUGUGCUCAGUAGUGCAGAAAGAAGAAGGUUUAUGGUUUCGGGAGCUCCCAAAAAGGCUGGAAAGGCAGACAAGCCCAAAAAGACCAAGGAAGACGAAGAGGACCUCAAAAACGACUUGGAGCUGCAAAGACUCAUCGAAGAAUCACACAUUUUGCAUGAACAACAGGAAUUCACAGGUGCUGAUAUUUCAAUAGGUGAUCCUAUGGAAUCAAUUGGGAAAAACCGAAUCAAAAUCCUCGAGGCCCGGCUCGCCAAAGCUGGGGGAAAGAAAAAGGCAGAAAAAAUGCCAAUGGCCAUCGCUAAAGGUAUUAAGGCAAAGGCAAAAGAGAGAUCUGAAACCCAUAGAUCAAGAGCAAAAGAAGCUGGUAUUGUUUUGGCUCAUGAAAAGAAGGUCAGAAAGCAGCGGGUCCAUGAUCGCGGUCUGAAAAUCAACAGCGUCGGAAAAUCAACCGCACACGGUGUAUCCGUGUCUCAAAGAGAUAUUGCACGGGUGCAGAAUAAAACUCGACGAAGGAAAAGAUAA